Poecilia latipinna (sailfin molly) is the source of this 990-nucleotide messenger RNA. Its product is annotated as glucagon-1-like. NCBI's taxonomy places the organism in Eukaryota, Metazoa, Chordata, Actinopteri, Cyprinodontiformes, Poeciliidae. Gene Ontology annotation, molecular function: hormone activity; glucagon receptor binding. The coding region runs from base 16 to 669 and encodes 217 amino acids. The record is from RefSeq and is a predicted model, not a curated record. Gene Ontology annotation, biological process: response to starvation. Gene Ontology annotation, cellular component: extracellular region. The transcript has 6 exons.
GGUCCGCCUGAGGAGAUGGGACCUCCUCUUCCAGUAUAUAAAGCUGGAAGGCAGAAGCAGGUGGUCACACAGGAACACCAAGCAGAGGAACUAACAGCACCGUUUGGAAGGAAACAACACAAGCUCGAAACCAUGAGAAGCAUCCACUGCUUGGCCGGCAUCCUUUUGGUCCUGGGCUUCGUGCAAGUCAGCUGGCAGGUUCCUCUACUUGGCACUGAGGACAGCUCCAGUUUUGAGGAAGACAACAGAUUAGCCAGCGGGCCCCAGGAGCUGUCGAACAUCAAGAGACACUCAGAGGGAACGUUUUCCAAUGACUACAGCAAAUACCUGGAGGACAGGAAGGCCCAAGACUUUGUCCGGUGGUUGAUGAGUAACAAGAGGAGCGGUGCCGAUAAGCGCCAUGCAGACGGAACCUUCACCAGCGAUGUCAGCUCCUACCUCAAGGACCAAGCAAUCAAAGACUUCGUGGCCCAGCUCAAGUCUGGACAGAUCCAAAGAGAAUCGGAAAUGGACAGCCUGGCUCAAACGAUCAGCAGGAGGCACGUAGAUGGAAGCUUCUCCAGCGACGUGAACAAGGUGCUGGACUCCAUGGCCGCCAAGGAAUACUUACUCUGGGUCAUGACCUCCAAACCUUCAGGGGAAAGCAACAAACGGCAAGACAACCAAUAAGAGUCUUUUCGAACGCCACCUAAAGCCAUAUUGCAGAGGAACAGGAAGCCAUACCGCUUUGCAUGUUAUGUUGAUAUUUUUUACUUUACUUUGAAUGUAUUGCAAAGAUACAAAUAAAUGCUAUUCUUCCACAGACAAAAGGUGCACAAGGGAAGAAAUGAAAUUCAGGGCAUGAAAUUUUCUACAAAUGACAAUUAUUUGCUACGUUUCUAAGCUGCAAACAAGAACACCCAAGGUUCUGUCUCAGGUAGUCCUAUGGAAAGCACAUGAUUGUCAUAGCAAAUGAAUAUUUUACUCUGCUAAAUAAACCUUGUCAUUUAU